AUGAGUCUCGAACAAAUUUGGCAUGAAUAUAAACAUAACCAUGAUGGUGAUCAUUAUACAGAUAAUGCUUCUGUAGUUUUUGUCCCGACAGCUUCUGGUGCACGAGGUUAUGAUGCUGUUAGACAAUUCUUGGCAAAGGCAUACGAUACUCGUGUGCUCAAAAUAAGUGAAAAAUUGAUUUACUCGACAGUUGGAAAUGAUUCCAUCGUUGAAGAAUCGGAAACUACAAUUCAGUUUGUUAGUGGUGAUGGUUCCUGGGUUGUACCUGGUGUUGACAGUAGAUACACAAUUGAUAACAAAGUUGUCAUUCCAACGGUAACUUCGGCAAAAUUUGAAGGCGAUAGAAUCUCAUCAAUUGUGAUAACUGAUAGACAGGCUGAAUCAUUAACUAAUAUUGCAAAUGCACAUCUCAAUCCAUUUGGUAAAACGGUUCUUAGUGCUGGUUUUCGUGUUAAUCAACCUGGCGGUACUGGUGGCAAAUCUUCAAUCAUUUUCAGCAACGAGACUGAUGAUCCUGUUGUUAGUCGUACCAGAUUCAAUUCAAACAAGAAUGCAUCACAAUUCUCUAUUGGUGAUGACGACGACACUGCUUCCCAAGCUGAUACAUUAUCUGGACAUUCAACUCGUCAAACUGUUAAACCUUCAAGCCGUGUCUUGAAACCUCCUGGUGGUGGUGGUUCUCAAAUUACCUUUGGUUAA
Entrophospora candida is the source of this 699-nucleotide messenger RNA. The record is from the annotation of a GenBank genome assembly. Lineage: Eukaryota; Fungi; Glomeromycota; Glomeromycetes; Entrophosporales; Entrophosporaceae.